UCACUUCCGCUUCCUCCUGGGCAAGGCGGGUAAUUCGAACGCUUACCCUUCGGGUUGGCGCGAGCUCUGGUGGCGGUACCUGCGGCAGAGGGGAUAGAGACCAAAGCUAGACAUGUCCGAGAGACGAACCCGGUCCGGAGGGGCCGCCCAGUGCCCCGGACCCAGCGCCCCAACUCCCACUCGGUCUCUGCGGAGGUCCCAGCGGAAAUCAGGCUCUGAUCUCCCAAACACCGUCCCGGAAAUCUGGCCUAAGGCACCUCAGGAGGCUCCAGUCAGAAAGCCCAUCGUCUUGAAGAAGAUCGUGGCCCAUACCGUAGAGGUGAGGGCUGAGAGAGGGGUUGUAGGUGGGGAGCCAGGAUUGGAAGUCAGCUGUGUGAUCAACUCGUCUCCACAGAUCCCAUCUGUUAACACUCCUCGAAGAAGCCCCCGGCUUGCUUCUUUAUUGGAGAAAGAAAACAACCCUCCUAGCAAGAAGCUUACUAAGGAGGACCUCUUCCAGACCUGCAGUGUCCCUGUCACCGCCCCCUCCACUCCUGUGCUGUGCCCUGUGAAUGCUGAGUCCAACUCCUGGAAAGGAGACUUGGACGCCAGAGACUUGGAAAUGUCAAAGAAGGUCAGGCGCUCGUAUAGCCGCCUGGAGACUCUGGGCUCUGCGUCCACCUCCACCCCAGGCCGCCGGUCCUGCUUUGGCUUUGAGGGGCUGCUGGCAGCUGAAGACUUGGCUGGAGUCUCGCCUGUGGUGGAUUCAAAGUUGGCUGAGGUCCCCAGGGUCCCUGUGAAGCCCUGGGCCCCAGACACGACUCUCCCUGGAAUCUCCCCUCUGGUUGUCAAAGAGAAACGAAAGAAGAAGAAGGUGCCGGAGAUUUUGAAAUCGGAGCUGGAUGAGUGGGCCGCGGCCAUGAAUGCUGAGUUUGAAGCUGCUGAGCGCUUUGAUCUCCUGGUUGAAUGAGAUGAAGUGGGGGUGUCCCUGGCCAGACUCUGCCCUCCUCCUGCUGUACAUAGUUCCCUCUCCUUGUGGAAAAGAUGCUUGGGGUCCCCUGCCCUGGUCUUGUUCCCCACGCAUGUGCUGUUGCUGCAUGUGAGGCCUGUCUUCUGGGGGAUGGUGCAGCGGCGGCAGCCAUCCAAGCUUCAGGAAAUGGGACCUGCCUGGUCCAGCAUCGCAUUGGUGUCCCGUCUGUAGUCAGUGACCUAUCAUCCUCGCCCCCCGCCUCCCAGAGUAGCCCAGCCACUCUCCAGUCAGGCCACAGACUAGGGAGCAGGAAUCACUGGCCCGGCCAGAGGAGGUUAAAGGGCUGGGGGUCAAGGGGAGAGAGGGCACUUCUCUGCUCCUGUGGGGAAGUGCCGCUGUUCUGCACCAGCCCACCGGAGACAGAUGCAGGGGCCACAGCCAGCCUCGGGCUUUCUCUACUGAGUCACCUCUGCUGGGGCUUGGUUCCCCUCCUCAAGCCCAUCUAGGUAGCGAAGCUUGGGUUUCCUCUUAGAUUCUGUAGAUGGUCCGGGAGCACUGGACCUGUGGAUUGGAGAAGUCCUAUCUGUGAGGAGGAAUCUGGACCCUCGGCCUAUGGAGUCUUUUUUGUAGAAGAGAGGGAGGCCUUGGUUGGGUCUCAGACGGUAAAUGUCUACUACAGGGAAGCUGUAUUUUAUAGUUCUGUGUGUUGCUGCUGAGAUGGUGGGUUAAAUGCAGGCUAAUGGAGCAAUGGCUGCUUGAGGUGAAGAAGGUGUCUUGAGACAACAUAGAACCUGAGGCUCAGGGAUUCUGGGUCGAUGCCUGCAGAGGGCCGGAAAGGGGCCCGUGGCUGAAGGUGCCCUCUCUUGUUACUCAUACCUGUUUUUUACAAAGUGUACAGUUUACUCAGCUCUAGAAGAAAAACUUUGGGGUUGUAUGGUCCUGUGACCUUAGUGUUUUGUAAAGUUCUAGGAAGCUUUUCUCACGUGCCAGAAAGGGGCCAGGUUGAUAGCAGCUUUAACUUUCAGCUUCCUUAGGGUCCUCUCCCAUGAGGACCCUGCCUGAGGUAGGUACUAGGAGUUGAACUGGGGGGAGAAAGGGGUCAUCUCAUUGUCUCUGGUGAUCUGCAUGCCCCAUCCCUUGUUUCUCUUUUCUCAAUAUUGGUAAAAGGUGAGCAUUCAAAGGCUGCCCAACCACAGCUUCCGCUGUAUCCCAGGCCAUUGUACCUUUUGAUGAUUAUGGAUUCAUGGAAGUAGAAGCUGAGAGGAGUGUGGAGGGGCUAGUGGAUAGCAGAGAACAUUAGGGAAGAUGAGUGUUUGCUUGGUUAGGGUCCUUUAAAUGGCACAGGCCUGGUAGGUACCAGUUAAGCUCUGCAAGGCCUAGGAGCCCUAGGCUACCUGUCCAGUACUUCAUGCUUUGUCACGCAAGCCCCUUUGCCAGGGUAAACCUAGACACCCUUGAACUGGACCAUACCUGCAGAGUUGUCCUCGCUGACGAGCAGGACAACUCUGGGAAAAUGUCUUUGUCCUGAAAGCCGGAAGUCACCAGAUGAUGUUGAGUUGAUGUCAUUACUACAGACUUCUCUCUGUCCCUGAAAAACUAAGAAUAGAGUUUAAGAGAAAACUGGGACUUCUUUUUAAAAUUAAAACAAACAAAAAAAAGUUUCUGCCUGUUCAUAGACUCUUUUCUUUUGUUGGGUCAAAGGCAGAGCUGAGGGUGUGGGACCCAGGAAACCAUGCUUUCUUUGGGCUGGUUGUCCGUUUUUAAGGGGGACUGCCAGCCUGUCCUCCAGUAGCCCUGUGGUAGAUCACUCCCACCCCCAGGUCUGUGUUUUCUGUCCAGUCACUCCUCCAAGAAGGGGAACCCCAUACCCUCGUGUCCCAGGAGGAAAGAAGUCGUUCUGGGGUGAGGCUGCUAAGAGCUUCAUUCUUAGCACCUGGGCACCACCCCUCCACCCCUCCCUGAGUCCAGCUCUUGUGGACAGACUCCUGUGAAGGAGCCAGUUCCUCACUGGCUCAGCCUGGGUGCUCGACAGCAGUGGGUGCAGAAUGCCCUGGGGAGCUAGUCAAAGCUGUGAUUCCCAGGAAUUCUCCCACCAGGCCAGAGGAGGCCCAGGGACAUACAUGCAUCUUUAUGCAGGUGGCACACCCACUCUCCCUUCCCUCAUCCUUCCUACUCUUGCCCUUGCCUCCUAGUUUUUAGAAUAAACACACCACCUCCUUGCUCAAGACUUUCUAGGGUUUUGUGGGGUUUUUUUGGCUGCACUGAAUCUUGCUUGCAGCGUGCAGGUUUCUUUAGUUGCAGUGCACAGGCUCUCUAGUUGUGUGUGGGUUUAGUUGCCCAGUGGCAUGUGGGAUCUGACCAGGGAUCGAACCUGCAUCCCCUGCAUUGGAAGGUGGAUUCUUAACCACUGGACUACCAGGCAAAUCUCAAGAUUUACUAGUCUUUAUCUCCAAACCAUACGUCUCCACUGAGCUCAAACCAGAAUCUAGAACUGUCUUCUAAAACAGUAUCUCAACUCAGAAGUCAUCUCAAAUUCAGCUCAUCCACCAGCGUGCCUUUUUCUGUGCUUCUCAUGUUAUUAUCAACACCACCUGCUGACCCAGUCACACAGCCAGGAACUUGGGGUAGUCUGUAGUUCUACCCUCUCCUUCACCCCAUUCCAUCAGCUAAAACCUCCUCAACACCCCUCCAUCCCACCUCUGUGGCCCCUGGACAUUUGCUCUGGCCUCCUAGUGGAUCUCCUUAGAAUGAGUUUUCUAAGAAACAAUAUGAUGCUGUUUCUCUCCUGCUUAAAACCCUUUGAUACAGUAAUCCCAUGCAUUAUCUGACUCAAUCCUUAACAACAGCCCUGUGUAUCACGUGGAUUUCUGUCCACUGUACCAUCAGGCAAGUCCAGAGUGGUGUUUCUUUUUUUGUUUUUUUUUUAUUUAUUGUGGCAAAGUACAUAACAAAAUUUACCAUUUUAAGCAUCUUGAGUGUACAGUUUGGUAGCAUUAAACACACAGCGCUGUGCAGCCAUCACCAUCACUCAUCUCUAGAACCUUUUCAUCCUCCCAAAGUCAAACUCUGUCCCUGUUAGACAGUAAGUCCCUAUUCCCUAUUGCCUCAGCUUCUGGCACCCACCAUCCUACUUUCUGUCCAUAAGGAGUCAGAGAAUGUUUGCCGUUUUGUGUCUCAUUUCUUUCUUAAAGUUUUUAAAAUUUUGUUUAUUUUUAUUUUGGCUGCACUGGGUCUUCAUCGUGCCACUCCGGCUUAGGUGCCCUGUGGCACAUGGGAUCUUGCAUUGGAAGGCGGAUUCUUAACCACUGAAUCACCAGGGACAUUCCUUUAUGUCUCAUUUCACUUAGCAUGUUUUCAAGGUUCAUCCAUGUUGUAGCAUGUGUCAGAAUCAAUUCCUUUUGAAGGCUGGAUAACAUUCCAUCGUACCUAUUGUAUAUAACAAAAAUGUAUAUUGACACAAUUCAUUUCUGGGUACAAUAUCCAAAAGAAGUGAAAGCAGGGUCUCAAGAUAUUUGCACACCCAUGUUCAUAGGAACAUUAUUCACAAUUGCCAAAAGUUGGAAAUGGCACAAAUAUCCAUUGAUGGAUGAAUGGAUAAAGUGUAAUAUAUACAUUUUUGUAUAUUCUAUCAUAGCUCUAAGUACACGAGUUUGAUCUUUGGUCCAGGAAUAUCCCAUGUGGUGCAGAGCCACUAAGCCCAUGUGUCACAGCUGCCUAGCCUGUGCUCUAGAGCCUGUGAGCUACAACACAGCGCAGGUGCAACCACUGAACUCGUGUGCAACUACUGAACCCAUGUGCAACUACUGAAUCCAUGCGCUUAGAGCCUGUGCUCUGCAAAAGAGAAGCCACCGCGAUGAGAAGCCCACAAUGAAGAGUAGCCCCUGCUCACCGUAACUUGAGAAAGCCUGCGUGCAGCAACAAAGGCCCAGCACAACCCCUCCAAAAAUAAAAGCAGCCAUAAGAAAAACACCCUUUGAUGACUU
This is a messenger RNA of Dama dama (fallow deer), 4932 nucleotides long. RefSeq names its product cell division cycle associated 5 (gene CDCA5). The coding region runs from base 113 to 949 and encodes 278 amino acids. The record is from RefSeq and is a predicted model, not a curated record. NCBI's taxonomy places the organism in Eukaryota, Metazoa, Chordata, Mammalia, Artiodactyla, Cervidae. The transcript is spliced from 5 exons.